This is a messenger RNA of Arxiozyma heterogenica, 1293 nucleotides long. It is a transcript of the gene RAD55, whose product is annotated as putative DNA-dependent ATPase RAD55. Gene Ontology annotation, molecular function: four-way junction DNA binding; ATP binding; crossover junction DNA endonuclease activity. Lineage: Eukaryota; Fungi; Ascomycota; Saccharomycetes; Saccharomycetales; Saccharomycetaceae. Gene Ontology annotation, cellular component: replication fork; Rad51B-Rad51C-Rad51D-XRCC2 complex; Rad51C-XRCC3 complex. Gene Ontology annotation, biological process: DNA repair; reciprocal meiotic recombination; meiotic DNA recombinase assembly. Bases 1 to 1293 code for a protein of 430 amino acids. The transcript has a single exon. The record is from RefSeq and is a predicted model, not a curated record.
AUGUCAUUAGGUAUACCAUUAUCCCAACUGAUUAGUUCCAAUGCACGUCCCUUAACUAGUGGUAUACCAUCAUUAGAUAAAGCCUUAGAUAAUGGAUUUUACAGAAGGUCCAUCUAUGAAAUAUUUGGAGUCCCAGGAAUAGGAAAAACCCAAUUAGGUAAAAGCCUAGUGAAUAAUAUGUUAAAAAAUCAAAAGGAUGAAAAUAUAUUAUGGAUAGAUACGAAUAAGACAGUCAAUAUGAGAGACCAACAAUGGAUAUCUGCUACUGAUGGUGAAGAUGAUGUGUGUGGAAAUAUUUUCCAUGUCAGGAUACGAAAAUUGAGUGAACUUAUAUUUUAUUUACAAAAACUGUUAAAUAAUGAGAACAAUUUAAAAUAUUCACUUAUCAUAAUUGAUGGAUUUUCUCAGUUGUUAGUGAACCACUUAAACAUAAUUUUAAAUCAUGGUGUUGAUCAAAGACAAUUACACGAUAUCAAAUGUAAAAGACUGAUAGUGAUAUUAACCCUAUUAACCAAAUAUGCUCAUUUAAACAAUUCUAUAAUAGUAUUAAUAGAUGAUUGCAUGAACACAUCAUAUCAAUGGGAAAAUAAUGAAAUAUACAGUGGUAUAUAUAACGAGGAUAAUUUAGAUAUAUUAAGUAAUGGAAACAAUUUUUUUGUAUCAGAUAAGCAAAGCUUAUUAAAACGUAAAAAUGUACAAAGCCUGAAGAGUUCGUUAAUUGCAAACUGUGCAAUGGGUAACAAAGAUAAUAGUUGGGAAAUAUAUUUUAAAGCUAGAAUUGGAUUAUAUUGGAAUUGGACAGUUGAAAACGAUAAUUUUCAAGAUGUAUUAAAUAAAAAGAAUAUUAAAGACAGACCUAGUAGAUGUAUAACUGCUAUAAUAAGCACAAAUACUGAUCAAAACAAGAAGAGAUAUAAAACUCAGUCCACUUCAUUCAGAGGUAUAUCAUUAACUUCUUCAACCUCCACUAUUUCCUCUUCUUCUUUUUCCUCAUUGCCAACAAAUUCAAACAUUUUCCAUUCGACUUUAAGUGAGUCUCAAUUAAAUGAAGAUAUCGAAAACGGACCUAUUAAAUUUUAUUACUCAAACGAGCAAAAAAAGUUUCUAAUGGUAUCAAAUUCUACUGCCAGUAAUAGUAAUAAUAGUAAUAAUAAUAAUAAUAAUAGUGAUUACCCAAACAAACGUCAAAUGAUUAACAAAAGAUUAUCACAAGUAACAACAGCGACAAAGAUUACAAUGGAAUCUUUAAAUAUUCCUGAAUUAGAGGAAACAAUAUAUGAUAGCCAGGGAUAA